AUGGAUCAGCUCACCAUACCUGCUCACCUCGACACCGACGCUGAGCCCAAGGCGAAGCCCACACUCCUCUCCCUCCCUGAACACGUCCUCUACCAGAUCGCGACCUACGGCGAUGAGAAAUCGGUCUGGCGGGUGAUGGCGACUUGCCGGGCGUGGCGGGCGGCGGCGGAGAGGGCGCUGGACCCGCAUCUGGGGGAGCUGGAAGUAGUGGUACUCCCUAGGCUCUUUGAGGACAUCUAUACCCCACCGAGCGUGCCCGAAGAAGCUGAUGAAGAGCGAUGCCACGGUCUUCAGACCAGAUCAGAACACAUCAUCGCAUUCCACCGCGACUAUCCGCGAGCUCUCGAGCUCCUCCGUCGUUGCACCGUCGAGCUGUACUACGACACCAUCAAUGACCUCUACAUGCCCUCUGACUUCUGCGGAGCGGAUCUUGAACAGCUCACGGUCCACUAUCGCGACCGGGCCGUCUACUUCUACAAUUGCGGUAAUGAUCUCGCCCCCUGGUUCAGCCACAUCUUAUUCCCAAACCUCACGCACCUCACAAUUGCUGCUACAACGCGCACACACGCGUACUUCGACUCGUACGCCAACUCGGUCCCGGCUCUCCGGGAGCUUACGCUCGUCGCUCAUAAUCGGGACGGCCUCGAACCUUACUGGGGCGCAGAGGACGCGCUCCGGCCGAUCAAGCGUUUCGAACACCUCGAGCGGAUCACUCUCAGCGGGGACGACGUCAUGGUCCUAGCGAUGCUCUCCACCUUCGCCGCCAACUUCUCCACCCUCCUCUACGUCACCCUCUACACUCCCGACGCCUCCUCCGAGUCCAUCGGGGUCACUAUCACUCACUACCUAUCCCAGUGCCCUCGCCUCAAGGGUCUCGCGCUUAUCACACCCAACAGAGACAAUGUUCUGUCCACCCUUGCUUUUAUGCAUACCCAAGAUAUCGACGACGAUCACGUCGAUGUCAGUCAUGACGACUUGGAGAUGUUGGUUUUGGAGGGAAGUGACUUGAGCUGGCUUAGUAAGGACUCGGGAUUCUGGGUGGAAUUCCCCUGCCUCGAGCGCAUUACCUUCGUCGAUCCCGCCGCGGGCGCCUCUAUCCGGAAACAAGACGUUCUUCCCCUCUUCGAAUGCUACGAUACCCUCAAGCGGAUCGAGUGGACGGCUGAACGGCCGGUCGACCCCUUCGGACCCGUCGAGACGAAGGGAAGGGGGAAGGCUCACGAUCGGCCUUGA
Messenger RNA from Dioszegia hungarica, 1233 nucleotides. RefSeq lists its product as uncharacterized. The transcript has 4 exons. The record is from RefSeq and is a predicted model, not a curated record. NCBI's taxonomy places the organism in Eukaryota, Fungi, Basidiomycota, Tremellomycetes, Tremellales, Bulleribasidiaceae. The coding region runs from base 1 to 1233 and encodes 410 amino acids. Gene Ontology annotation, molecular function: protein binding.